Messenger RNA from Olea europaea var. sylvestris, 2963 nucleotides. Its product is annotated as elongation factor 2-like. The transcript is spliced from 4 exons. Lineage: Eukaryota; Viridiplantae; Streptophyta; Magnoliopsida; Lamiales; Oleaceae. Gene Ontology annotation, molecular function: GTP binding; ribosome binding; GTPase activity. Gene Ontology annotation, cellular component: ribonucleoprotein complex; cytosol. Bases 215 to 2746 code for a protein of 843 amino acids. The record is from RefSeq and is a predicted model, not a curated record. Gene Ontology annotation, biological process: translational elongation.
AGAAGUCAAUAAAGUACGCUCGCAGCCUGGAAGCCGGCCCCUAUAUUUGUCAUUUCCGCUGCGACGUCUCUCUCUCUCUGUCAGCUGCUAAAGCUUUGGACUUGGAAUCGCUCAGGGAUCGGAGCCGCCUCUCAUCUUCACAUUGGUGUUCUUGAAGAAAUAUCUUCCCUCUACUGUUGCGAGCUUUGCCUUUGAUUCGCCUGGCCUGUCAAAAAUGGUGAAAUUCUCAGCCGAUGAGCUCCGUAGAAUUAUGGAUUUGAAGCAUAAUAUACGUAAUAUGUCGGUUAUUGCACAUGUUGAUCAUGGGAAGUCCACCCUUACUGAUUCUCUAGUGGCUGCUGCCGGUAUUAUUGCACAGGAAGUUGCUGGAGAUGUCCGAAUGACAGAUACAAGACAGGAUGAGGCUGAGCGAGGUAUUACUAUUAAGUCUACUGGUAUUUCACUCUACUAUGAGAUGGCAGAUGAAGCUUUGAAGAACUUUAAGGGAGAGCGCCAAGGGAAUGAAUACCUCAUCAAUCUUAUUGAUUCUCCUGGGCACGUCGACUUCUCAUCUGAAGUGACAGCUGCUCUUCGUAUUACUGAUGGUGCACUUGUCGUGGUUGAUUGCGUUGAAGGCGUUUGCGUUCAAACAGAAACCGUCCUUCGACAGGCCCUUGGAGAAAGGAUUCGACCUGUCUUGACAGUGAACAAGAUGGACAGGUGUUUUCUCGAGCUCCAGGUCGAUGGAGAGGAGGCUUAUCAGACAUUCCAAAGAGUUAUCGAGAACGCAAAUGUCAUCAUGGCCACAUAUGAAGAUCCCCUGCUUGGUGAUGUCCAGGUUUACCCUGAGAAAGGUACAGUUGCCUUUUCUGCUGGGUUGCAUGGAUGGGCUUUCACUCUUUCUAACUUUGCCAGGACGUAUGCUUCCAAGUUCGGUGUUGAUGAGGCUAAGAUGAUGAAAAGACUUUGGGGUGAGAAUUUUUUCGACCCUGCCACUAAGAAAUGGACCACCAAAAACACUGGUUCUCCAACUUGCAAGCGCGGAUUUGUGCAAUUAUGUUAUGAACCUAUCAAGCAGAUCAUCAACAUUUGUAUGAAUGAUCAAAAAGAUAAGCUCUGGCCUAUGUUACAGAAGCUUGGUAUCACCAUGAAGUCCGAAGAGAAAGAUUUGAUGGGGAAGGCACUGAUGAAACGUGUUAUGCAAGCAUGGCUUCCUGCUAGCGAUGCUCUCUUGGAAAUGAUGAUAUUCCACCUUCCAUCUCCUGCCAAGGCUCAAAAAUACCGCGUGGAGAACUUGUAUGAAGGUCCGAUGGAUGAUCCAUAUGCUAAUGGUAUAAGAAACUGCGACCCUAAAGGGCCUCUCAUGCUCUAUGUGUCUAAGAUGAUACCUGCAUCUGAUAAGGGUCGAUUCUUUGCUUUUGGUCGUGUAUUCUCCGGUAAGGUCUCGACAGGUUUGAAGGUCAGAAUCAUGGGACCCAACUAUGUCCCAGGAGAGAAAAAGGACUUGUACGUUAAGAGUGUACAGAGGACUGUUAUUUGGAUGGGCAAGAAACAGGAAACUGUGGAAGACGUGCCUUGUGGAAACACAGUUGCUAUGGUUGGUCUUGAUCAAUAUAUUACUAAAAAUGCAACUCUUACCAAUGAAAAAGAAGUUGAUGCUCAUCCAAUUAGAGCAAUGAAGUUCUCGGUCUCACCUGUUGUGCGUGUGGCUGUCCAGUGUAAGGUUGCUUCUGACCUGCCCAAGCUCGUUGAGGGUUUGAAACGUUUGGCCAAAUCUGAUCCUAUGGUUGUCUGUACAAUUGAGGAGUCUGGGGAGCAUAUUAUUGCUGGUGCUGGAGAACUCCACCUUGAGAUAUGUUUGAAGGAUUUGCAGGAAGAUUUCAUGGGUGGUGCUGAAAUUGUAAAAUCUGAUCCAGUUGUGUCCUUCCGUGAGACUGUUCUGGUGAGGUCUUGUCGCACUGUUAUGAGUAAAUCUCCUAACAAGCACAACCGACUUUACCUGGAAGCUAGACCCAUGGAAGAGGGACUUGCCGAGGCCAUUGAUGAUGGACGUAUUGGUCCAAGGGACGAUCCAAAGAUUCGUUCCAAGAUUUUAUCGGAGGAGUUUGGUUGGGACAAGGAACUUGCAAAGAAAAUAUGGUGCUUUGGUCCUGAGACUACCGGCCCCAACAUGGUUGUUGACAUGUGCAAGGGUGUUCAGUACCUGAAUGAAAUUAAAGAUUCUAUUGUUGCUGGAUUUCAGUGGGCUUCUAAGGAAGGUCCUCUGGCUGAGGAAAACAUGAGAGGGAUCUGCUUUGAAGUUUGUGAUGUGGUUCUUCAUGCUGAUGCUAUUCACAGAGGAGGAGGCCAGAUAAUUCCAACUGCUAGGAGGGUUAUUUAUGCUUCCCAGCUUACUGCCAAACCUCGGCUUUUGGAACCGGUAUACCUGGUAGAGAUACAAGCACCCGAGCAGGCUCUUGGCGGUAUUUAUAGCGUUCUGAACCAGAAACGCGGGCACGUGUUUGAAGAAAUGCAGAGGCUGGGUACUCCAUUAUACAACAUCAAGGCUUACCUUCCUGUCGUCGAGUCUUUUGGUUUCUCGGGUAACUUAAGAGCUGCUACGUCAGGACAGGCCUUUCCUCAGUCCGUGUUCGAUCAUUGGGACGUGAUGUCGUCUGAUCCGCUGGAAUCGGGAUCCCAAGCUGCACAGCUUGUCACUGAUAUCCGUAAGAGAAAGGGUUUGAAGGAUCAGAUAACACCUCUUUCUGAGUAUGAAGACAGGCUAUGAGCAAUCAUACUUUCAGCUUGGUGACAGAUUAAUUUUCUGAAAAUAAACAGUACUGUGUAAUAUAUGUAACUUUAGGUGCAAAAUUACGCGUGGCAGAAGAGGGAAGUGAAGUGAAGUGAGAGUGAUCACGAGCCGAAAUUUUUUUCUCGCGUGAUGAGAUGGCACACGAAGUUUAAAGCAUAAAUAAAUAAAUUAAAUAUUUGCGUGAUGCGUUAUA